This is a messenger RNA of Physeter macrocephalus (sperm whale), 1860 nucleotides long. It is a transcript of the gene ING3, whose product is annotated as inhibitor of growth family member 3. The record is from RefSeq and is a predicted model, not a curated record. Gene Ontology annotation, biological process: regulation of DNA-templated transcription. The transcript has 13 exons. NCBI's taxonomy places the organism in Eukaryota, Metazoa, Chordata, Mammalia, Artiodactyla, Physeteridae. Gene Ontology annotation, cellular component: NuA4 histone acetyltransferase complex. The coding region runs from base 114 to 1427 and encodes 437 amino acids.
CGAGCGGGCGCUGCUAGCGGAGGCGCCAUAUUGGAAGGGACAAAACUCCGGCGACAGCGAGUGACACAAAUAAACCCUUGGACCCCCUCGCUCCCCCAGCUCUAAGGGCCGCGAUGUUGUACCUAGAGGACUAUCUGGAAAUGAUUGAGCAGCUUCCAAUGGACCUGCGGGACCGCUUCACCGAGAUGCGCGAGAUGGACCUGCAGGUGCAGAAUGCAAUGGAUCAGCUAGAACAAAGAGUCAGUGAAUUCUUCAUGAAUGCAAAGAAAAAUAAACCGGAGUGGAGAGAAGAGCAAAUGGCAUCCAUUAAAAAGGAUUACUAUAAAGCUUUGGAGGAUGCAGACGAGAAGGUACAGUUGGCAAACCAGAUAUAUGACUUGAGUUCAGUGUCUACUUUUUGGCUUCUUUGUGGAAGAGAGCCAGGCAGUCCACAGUCAGUAGAUCGACACUUGAGAAAGCUGGAUCAGGAACUGGCUAAGUUUAAAAUGGAGCUGGAAGCUGAUAAUGCUGGAAUUACAGAAAUAUUAGAGAGGCGAUCUCUGGAAUUAGAUACUCCUUCACAGCCAGUGAACAAUCACCAUGCUCACUCACAUACUCCAGUGGAAAAAAGGAAAUAUAAUCCAACUUCUCACCAUACGACAACAGAUCAUAUACCUGAAAAGAAGUUUAAAUCUGAAGCUCUUUUAUCUACCCUAACAUCAGAUGCCUCUAAGGAAAAUACACUGGGUUGUCGAAAUAAUAAUUCUACAGCCUCUUCUAACAAUGCUUAUAAUGUGAAUUCCUCCCAGCCUCUGGCAUCCUAUAAUAUUGGCUCCUUGUCUUCAGGAACUGGUGCAGGGGCAAUUACCAUGGCAGCAGCCCAAGCAGUUCAAGCUACAGCUCAGAUGAAAGAGGGACGAAGAACAUCAAGUUUAAAAGCCAGUUAUGAAGCAUUUAAGAAUAAUGACUUUCAGCUGGGAAAAGAGUUUUCCAUGCCCAGGGAAGCAGCUGGCUAUUCAUCAUCUUCAGCGCUCAUGACUACAUUGACACAGAAUGCUAGCUCAUCAGCAGCAGAUUCACGGAGUGGGAGAAAGAGCAAAAACAACAACAAGUCUUCAAGCCAGCAGUCCUCAUCUUCCUCCUCCUCUUCUUCCUUAUCAUCAUGUUCUUCGUCAUCAACUGUUGUACAAGAAAUCUCUCAACAAACAACAGUUGUACCAGAAUCUGAUUCGAACAGUCAGGUUGAUUGGACUUAUGACCCAAAUGAACCACGAUACUGCAUUUGUAAUCAGGUAUCCUAUGGUGAGAUGGUGGGCUGUGAUAACCAAGAUUGCCCCAUAGAAUGGUUCCAUUAUGGAUGUGUUGGAUUGACAGAAGCACCAAAAGGAAAAUGGUACUGUCCACAGUGCACUGCUGCCAUGAAAAGAAGAGGCAGUCGGCACAAAUAAGGGUGGUCGUUUCAUUUGAGAAAGAAAAAAACUCCAACAUUUUAUAUAGGACUUUAAAAAAAAGAGAAAAAGGAGAGAAGAGACAAUGCAUUUCCAGGCAACCACUUAAAGGAUUUACAUAGACAAUCCUGUAAGAUCUUGAACUUGAAUUUUAUGGGUUGUAUUUUAAUAAUGUAAGUAAAUUAUUUAUGCACUCCUGGUGUGCUCUGAAUAUUAUUCCAGUCAGCCUUGGAUUAUUUCAGUGGCCAACAUAUGCAGACGUUUGUACUCCUCAACCAUUUUCUCCAAGUAAUGGGCAUUCUAUAAUUUAGACUUCAAAGAAUUCCAACGAUGAAGAUUUUAAGAAAAGUAUUUUAUAUUCAACAGGUAUGUUCUGCUGCAUGUACUGUACUCCAGAGCUGUUACGUAACACUGUAUAUAAAUGGUUGCAAAA